Molecule: messenger RNA, 342 nt
Organism: Carya illinoinensis
Lineage: Eukaryota; Viridiplantae; Streptophyta; Magnoliopsida; Fagales; Juglandaceae
Product: gibberellin-regulated protein 12-like
Exons: 3
Coding region: 1-291 (96 amino acids)
Source: RefSeq, a predicted model, not a curated record
AUGGUAAUAAGGCUGUCACAGCUUCGUCUAUCUUUCUUUCUCAUCCUUACCUUCGCCUUUGCCAUUGAGGUUUUAGACGCUGGCGGGGAGGGAUCGGUUCGUCAAGAAGCGUGUCCGAGGGCCUGCAACUACCGAUGCUCAAAAACACAUCACAGGAAACCAUGUCUAUUCUUUUGCAACAAAUGUUGUCAUAAAUGUCUUUGUGUUCCCUCGGGAACAUAUGGGAACAAGGAAGAAUGUCCAUGCUACAACAACUGGAAAACUAAGGAAGGUCGGCCCAAGUGCCCAUGACAUGAAUUUCCAAUCCAUUAAUAAAGCUAACGUAUUACGUCAAGCCAUAUU